GCGUGUGCAUUACGCCUUAGUAUUGCCAAUGGAUUCCCUUUAUAACCAUAAGGACGUGGUUGAAGAGUACAUUAACAACUUAAUAAAGUUAGGUCUGGAAUUCGAACAAGAGGGUGGCAUAACAAUGCCAGUGAUGUUUAUUAAAAUUCACAUAAACGACGAAAUAACCGACCACUUUGCCGACGCUUUUGAAGUGAAACCCGAAUUUUUGGAAGACUUUGAUUACCGCGACCCAAAUCCCUAUCGGUGGGAAAUAUUUAAAACUCCUCUAAAGAGACGCAAUGUCUUCAAAAAUGUGCGUAAUAGUCAACUAUCAUUAACAAAGAUAAAAAUUAUUGAACACCUCUUGCACGUUGCGUAUUAUGGGAAAAAACGUGAUAUGCACGGUGUUGAAAAAUUAAAAAAAAUGGGUAUAGUACAGGAUUAUUAUGCUCUUCAUGAUGGAGCCAUACAAAUUGAACAUUGGCAUAAUGACGACAUCAUCAACGAAAGAACACUAUUAGCUAAAUACUGGGGAAAUUAUCACGUCACGUUUAAACAACCACCUCUUGAUUUAAUACAUAAAUAUUUUGGACCAGACGUAGCAUUUUACUUUGCGUGGCUAGAUUUCUAUAACCACAUGCUUUUGCCUAUUGCCAUCAUAGGUGUUAUUUUAUUUAUAUUCUCAUUUGUAGACGUGUUUGUUCAAAACGCACAUGAUAUAGGUUUCGUAUGUGAGUCUAAUUAUUAUACUUGUGGGUUAUGUAUUGAACACCAUGGUUGUGAACAAAAGCCACUAAAAAGUUUUUGCAGACCUGCCAAGAUUGUGAAACUUUUGGAGGGUGGACAAUUUUGGGUAUAUUCAACAUCAGUAACACUUUGGGGUAUGAUUUUUACAAGUUUGUGGAAAAGAAAAGAAUAUAGAUUAAGAUAUAGAUGGAAUUUAUUAGGAAAGCAGAUUGUACAGGAAAAGGCUAUUAUAAGAUUGGCUUAUAAAUUGGCAACAGCAAAGCGACGCCUGCAAAAAAUACCGUUAAGAGAAAAAUAUGUUCGUUAUUCAAUAGGACUUAUACUAAUCAUAGUAAUCGUGGGUUUUAUGAUUAUUUUUUGUGUAGGAAAACAUUUAUUGUUUAUUUUUUCGCAACCGAAAAUUGACAGACUGGGAGUACAAUUUUCACUUACGGCUAUUUCUCCAUUAAUUCAAACGAUUUUCACAAUGUUUGUUUCAAAGUAUCUUAAAUCUACCUGUGUUAAAAUAGUAGAUAUCAUAUUCCCAAAAACGCAAGAUAUGUAUGAAAAAUUAAUAGUUUACCUGAUUUUCACUUUAGAUCUUUUAAACAAUUAUGUACCAUUGUUCUACGUAGCUGGUAUAAGGAAUUUUCAAUUCAAUGUUCCAUAUGAUAAUGGCUAUGGACUAUUAAAAUACACUGGUUGCGGAAUUAUGCCUUGCAUUUAUACCUUGUUUGAUUUGUUAUGGACUUUACUUAUUGUAAAAACAUUUAUUGAGAGAAUAUAUUUAAUACUGAAACCAAAAAUCCAAAACUGUUGGAGAAAAUAUACUCAGGAACAAUUGGAUCCGGAAGAAAUGCCAUCGUACGAGGAAGAAUAUCACUUAAACAGAGUCACAAAUUAUGAAUUCAAGAUUAAUAUUGCAAAGAGAUGCAUUCAAUAUGGAAUAAUGAUAGGAUUUGUGUACGCUUUUCCUCUAUCACCGUUAUGCGUUUUAUUCCAUAACGUGGUGACUUUGCGCUCGGAAGCCAACAGACUUAUUCAUUUAUCACGGAGACCCUGUAUCAGUAAAAAAUAUGAUGGCAUUGGGCAAUGGACUAAAAUACUCGACACCCUGACAUUGUGCGGUGGUAUAAUAAAUGUUUACAUAAUUGCAUAUGUGGGUUCGUACUACGAUUUAUUGAAAUUACAAUAUGGGAAAAUUAAGAGUCUCUAUUCAAUAUUUGAACCUCAUGCAGUUUUUGGUACUUAUAAUUCUAGUUUACCCAACGUAUGUUUGCAUAGGGGGCAAUAUCUUGGACCGUACGCUAUCAACAGAUACAAAAAAAAUAGCAUGAACUAUGCGUUACAAGUAUAUCAUAUUCUAAUAAUGGCUGUAUCGGUACAUGUGCUACUUUUUUUAUAUUAUGCAAUUCGAAAACUUAUAGCCCCUAUACCUCUUAAUAUUAAGAAAAAAAUUUUCAUAGAUAGAACCAAUUUGAAUAAUUGGUAUAAUGAUAUGUUCAACGCCGUGGAAGAACUGGAUUUUAAAGAUGAAGAAUCACUACAAAUUACAUAAAUUUAGAUACGAUCUGUAGAUUAUUUGUUCUGUUGAAUUUCCUUCUCCUUAAUUGAAUAAGACGUGCCUUUUUUAA
Aethina tumida (small hive beetle) is the source of this 2342-nucleotide messenger RNA. Its product is annotated as anoctamin-1. The transcript has 14 exons. The coding region runs from base 29 to 2266 and encodes 745 amino acids. Lineage: Eukaryota; Metazoa; Arthropoda; Insecta; Coleoptera; Nitidulidae. The record is from RefSeq and is a predicted model, not a curated record. Gene Ontology annotation, molecular function: protein dimerization activity; chloride channel activity. Gene Ontology annotation, biological process: chloride transmembrane transport.